AGGGAUCUGUCUAAGAAUUUUUCAAAAUUGGGGUGUGGGAAGAGAGCCACUUUAUUCAACGAGGGACUGAACUGUUAAGUAAACUAUAGUUUAGGGCUUUAAUGUCUUCCCCUAAAAAAUUGAAGGGUAAAAGGGCAAAAUGUAGUAAUUUAUAAUUUAUUGAAAAAGAUUUUGCACCUUCGCAGGGGUUUAUGCACACUCUCGCAGACUCUGCUCCUUUUUCAUCAGUCUCUCCUCCCAUGGCGGGGUUUUAGUUUUUUGAUUCCUUCUCCCUUCAAAGAAAAAAUGGCACUCUCAAAUCUUCUUCUGCGGCGCCUCAAAUGUUCAGAAAUCUUCUCCCUUCGUCUCCUCUCCCAAUUUCCAAUCAGAGCGUACUUCUCUUCGCUCUCCAACUCGGCCGAGUCGACUCACCAGCCCCCUCCCACCCCCAAACCCACCUCACUCUCCGCUCGCAUGAGCUUCAUUUUCGAACAAAUCGACGAAAUCGAUAAAAAACACGAAGAAAAAGACGAAACCCUCCAGCGAAUCCGCGCUUGGCGUGAAUCCAAGAAACAAAUCAACAACCCCAGUUCCGACCCGGCUCCGACCCGGGCCGAACCGGACGCGAUGGAGGAUUUGAAGUCGGAAUUGGUUAAGAGUGAAUCUUUUUUGGGGAGUGGUGAUGUGAAGAAGGAGGUGGAGUUGGUGCACCCGUGGGCGGAGUGGAUAGAGUUGAUGGAGAGGCUUGUGCAGCAGAAUUACUUCGAUCAUAGGAGGAAGGAUGAGGAUGGUAUGAUGGAAGGUCUCGGCAUCGAUUUUUCGGAGGGUUCGAAGAUGGAGGAUAAAAGGCUCGACUUUGCUCGGGAUUUCCGGACCGUGCAGGAUGCUGUCAUCAACUUCGGCCGCGAUCGAUUUGAUAUAUUGAGGUCAUUGUCGAGACAAGAUCUUCAAAUAUUGGUAGGUUACGGAUGCCCUACUGCAGACAAGAGGGUGGUCUUCUCAUCCAAAUUGCUAAGGAAGCAUGUACAUCUGGAUGAAGGAGAUGUUUGUAGUUCGUGCCGUCUGAGGAGCUCUUGCGAAAAGGCAUAUCUGCUCACAAAUAAAGAGGAUGAAGCUCGAACAAUUGACGUAAUGCGAAUCCUACUUGAGUAUGGUUUCGAUCCAACUGAGGGAUCAGUUGCAAAUAAAUCCCUUUUAAAAAUGAAAUCUGUCAAAACCGUUGUUCGAAAAUUGCUCCAUGAGGUAGUCAAGCUAAGUGCAGUUCCGAUAGAUCCGAAUCUCCCGCCUCCCGUAAUUAAGAAGCCUCCGCCAAAGGUGAAGCAACCACCUCCCACUCCUAAAAGAAGAGUCGGGCGCGACGAUGUUGAAAUGAAAAAGGGUGAUUGGCUCUGUGCAAAGUGCGACUUCAUGAACUUUGCCAAAAAUACUGUGUGCCUCCAAUGCGAUGCCAAGCGUCCUAAGAGACAGUUGCUUCCAGGCGAAUGGGAAUGCCCCGAGUGCAAUUUCCUAAACUAUAGGAGAAACACAGCAUGUUUCCACUGCGAGCACAAGCGCCCGCCCGACACAUACGGUGAAAGUCAAUUCUCAAACAAUCAUCAACAACAACAACGUGGUGGUCCAAGAACGAACACAGACAAGUUAUCCGAAAGAACUGGCGCUUGGAAUUUCGAUUUUGACGACAACGAAUCUGAUGGAGCAGAUGUUGCUCAGUUCGAGUUCGCAGAUUCUCAGCACAAGUUCGAUGGCCGUGAAAAUAAUUCUCGAUAUGAAGAUGGUUUCGAAAGGGGCAGUAAUAGUAAUAGAACUUCAAAGUACUCCGAUUCUGGUCCGACGAGACCCAGUGUAGUAGGCUUCAAUGACUUUGACGAAGAAGACGACGAUGAUGACGUGGACAAUUACGAAGUGGUUGCCCAUAACGAAGCGCCUAAUACUCCUCGAGUGGAUUCCUCGGAGCUCGAAGCUGACUCCGAAUCCGAAGAUUUGGAUACUACGGAAGGAUAG
Messenger RNA from Erythranthe guttata (spotted monkey flower), 1980 nucleotides. The record is from RefSeq and is a predicted model, not a curated record. NCBI's taxonomy places the organism in Eukaryota, Viridiplantae, Streptophyta, Magnoliopsida, Lamiales, Phrymaceae.